Molecule: messenger RNA, 1215 nt
Organism: Aspergillus tubingensis
Lineage: Eukaryota; Fungi; Ascomycota; Eurotiomycetes; Eurotiales; Aspergillaceae
Exons: 8
Coding region: 1-1215 (404 amino acids)
Source: RefSeq, a predicted model, not a curated record
AUGUCUCCUCUUCCAGCACCAGCCUACACAGCCGACAACUCCCCUCCGAGCUAUGAUGAGGUCGCCGGAAAGCUAGAGCGCCUCGUCGGCAGUAACCCAACUGUCGAGAAGGCCCUCGAGGCUGCUAACUCUCUUUCGGAGGAGGAGAUCUUUGUCCUGGCCAAUGGCUACGAAGACCAUAAGCCACUGCAGACGGACCAGCAAAAGGCCGACUUUACGGUCGGUGUUGGACAACACCUCUCGUCUGAGGAAGGUCAGAAUGGGAUGGCGCUGUCAGGAACAGCUGCGUCUCAAGCAUCGGUGAAUAUCGACAGCCGUCUCAUUGAUAUUCAGCAAAAGCUGGCUGUCAUUGACCAAAAGUAUAACGAGGGCUUUGCGGAUACCGUUGCCGGAAUUCGCCAGGAUUACAAUCAAGUCCUUCAGAAUAGUCGAAACCUGGCAGCUGAUAUUUCUCAGAAGGGCAAAAGUUUCGACAAAGUCAUCGUAAAAUAUUGUGCCGACAGCACCAUCUCCCUCGAGGACCGAAAGGUCAAAGCCAAAGCCUUCGUCUCGGAUACCAACAAGCUUGGGGCGACCGCCGAAGACAUCCAGGAACAGUUCUCCGCCGUCAAGAACAACUUUUCCUCCUUCGUAGAUACUUACUCUACAUGGGCCGAAGGCAAAGAAGGAGAAUUGACACAACAAAUUGCGGAUCUUGAACAGGAGAUCCGCAGCCUAACACGGGAACUGAAUUCGAUUGAGACGGCCCAAAAAGUAAUGGUCGCGCUCGCAGGAGCAGCUAUUCCAAUUGCGAACGCGCUGGGGACUUUAUUCGAGCCUGUCAAGCCGUUGAUUCUUAUUGGAGGGCUCAUCUUCGCUGGCGUGUCUUUAGCUGCCGCUCUGGGUCUGUACAUUGCCGCUGGCGUGGUGAAAAACAAAAUCAAUCAGAAGACCUUUGAAAAAGAGGAUCUCAAGAAGCUUCUUGAGACCAUCCGAAGUGCGCGUCAGGACCUGCAGGGCAUGCAACAGAGCGGGUUGCUGUCUUUCCAAGCCUGUCUGGAUGUACUUCCUCAGUACUGGAGCUCCACUGUUCAGAAUGCACAGUCAAUUUAUGACUGGUUGGAAAAGGGCGGCGAGACGGCCCGUCCCGUGUAUAUGAACCUGAAUGUGGAGAAGGGUGUGGAGUCUUACAAUGCCACGGCUGCGUACCUUGACACGUAUGCGCGCGGACUGUAG